CCUAAAAAAGGGAUUUGGGUAUUUUCUAGGUCAGAAAAUACCCAAUUCGAGUCAAUGUGACUCCCAUGUCGGCCACUCCUCAUGUUCAUUUCACUUUCUUUUCUUUCUUUUUUUUUUCUUUUUUUUUUUUUUAAAAAAAAUUUAUAAAAGCGUUGGUGAUGGAUGAUUACAUGUAUAAUUAUUAUUUUUUCUGAAAGUAAUAAAAAAAAAGGACCGAAAUUUGCGGAUGUGGAUUGAAAGGAAGAUGGGGAUGCACAUAGAUUCUUGUAGCUGAAAUUGUUUUGCAGGCGUUUUUGAGGAUGGAUCUUCCUGCAACUGGUGCAGAAUUUGUAGCAGAGAAGAUUGAAAUUGGGAAAGAGGAAGGCCCUUUAUUCAAAUGUGAUCUAUCUGAUUCAGAAAUUGCUCACAAGAUAGCUCAAAUGUUCCUCCCUGGAUUAGCUACGGCUUGCGUUGACAACACAACCGGUGAUAUCUUCAAGACCCCAGCUUCCGUUGCGGUUGAUUUGAGAAAAGAAAUGGUGGAAUAUCUUGCCCAGAGAAGUGAAAAUUUUCUUGCUGAAUCUGUUAUCUUGGAAGCUGGUCCGGACCAUCCCUACGAUAUUGUUUGUGAUUUUGUCGAUGACUUUGCUAGUUCUAAGAGGAAUUUGUUCAGCAGGGUUUCGGGAUGGCUACUGAGUGAAAAGAGGGAAGAAAAGAUUGAUGAUUUUGUUCAGGAGAUGGAGAUAAAUGGGUUUUGGUUGUUAGAUGGGAGAGAAGCAAUUGGGCAUGUUUUGCUCAAGAAUGUCGACUUCAAGAAUGCAUUUCACUGCGACAGGAAAUUCAUGUCUGCAGAAGGGCUUUCUGAGCAUGUUUGCCACUGCAGCUUUAGGCCUAUGGCCUGCACAAAUGGAAGUUGUAAUGCCAGAUUUUGUGCCAGUCAAUUGGAGAAGCAUGAUUCAGUUUGUCCCUUCAAGAUAAUUCCAUGUGAGCAGCAGUGCUCUGACAGCAUCAUGAGACGCGAGAUGGACAGGCAUUGCAUAACUGUCUGCACAAUGAAGCUUGUGAACUGCCCUUUCUAUGCACUGGGUUGUCAAUCCACUUUACCUAGCUGUAUGAUUGAGCAACAUUGUUCAGAUGCCAUCCAUUUUCACUUGCUACAUGUUCUUCAAGUUCUUCACAAGGAAGCAUCUGAGGACGAUCUGAAACGACGGGUGGAGCAACUAGAACAGGCAGCAUCAACUAGUCGGCUAGCUGAAGCUCAAGAGGUGAGAUCUUUAAUCUCCAAGGUCAAGGAUCUUGAAGCAAAGCUGGGGCCGUUAGAAGUCGACAUCAAGAACAAGGAUAGCGACGAGAAUGUGGAGAUUUCAAAUAUCUCAAAUGCCUUGGAUGAAGCCCAUAUCAACAAGGACAGUCAAGAGAGAUUGGGGGCUUCAAAUAUAGUAAAUGCCUCAAGCGAAGCUGAAAGUCUAAGUUAGACCUGGCAAUUAUGCUUUAUGUUUACAAAAAAUCCUAUUCAUCAUGAAAUGAAAAUCUUUCACCUUGCCAGAAAACAACCUUACUUCUUUUUUUUUUUCAAGGACUAACGUCAUUUGAUCCAUAGCUAUUCCAGUUUAAGAUCUUGAGGUUCCUUUUCCCUCCUGUACCUAUUUCGUUUUCUAUAUUCCAAAGUCAUCGACGACCUUAUGUUACCCAUGACAUUUGAUAAAGGACAUAAAUUUCUUACAAGCUGGUUUGUAGGAAACAGUCUUUGCAAUUUGUAGGAGUUUCUUACAACCCGAUUGAUGGGAAAUUUGUGUUCUUUGAUAAAUUGGGGAAACUGGUUCCUUUCACUCUGCAGAUAUGCUGCUACUGACAUUGUUCUCUUCUGCCUGCUGGUAAUAUGGUGUGAGAUGCCUUUCUAUCGGUGUAACUUCCAAAUUCAACAUAGCUGCAUGAUUCAAAUCGUUAAAUGAUAGAUCUUCUUUUGAGAGCUUCAGAAUGUUGAAUGGCUUGAAGAAUCAGAGGACUGCAUGUAAAGCUGGUGUUGCUGAUGGUUGCGUGCAUUUUGGCUGCUUCUCUGAGCAUUGCUGCUUUCCUACUUGCACAUAUGGUCGUAUUCACAAGUUUGCUUAAACCCUUUCCUUGAACUCUAAAGAACUCCUCCCCCUCCCUCCCAUAUAUUGGACAUUUUUGAAUCUGUUCCUUCAUGUUUGUGUAUUCAUAGAGAGAAAACUCUUUUUUUUUUAUGGCCUUUUGUAUGGGUCUAAUAUUAAUG
Molecule: messenger RNA, 2233 nt
Organism: Corylus avellana
Lineage: Eukaryota; Viridiplantae; Streptophyta; Magnoliopsida; Fagales; Betulaceae
Molecular function (GO): zinc ion binding
Source: RefSeq, a predicted model, not a curated record